AUGAUGAGCUUCGGCGGCGCGGACGCGCUGCUGGGCGCCCCGUUCGCGCCGCUGCACGGAGGCGGCAGCCUGCAUUAUGCGCUGGCCCGGAAGGGCGGCUCGCGUUCGGCGGCCGGCUCCUCCAGCGGAUUUCACUCGUGGGCUCGGACGUCCGUGAGCUCCGUGUCAGCCUCGCCCAGCCGCUUCCGUGGCGCAGGCGCCGCCUCAAGCACCGACUCGCUAGAUACGCUGAGCAACGGGCCAGAGGGCUGCAUGGUGGCGGCGGCUGCGGCGCGUAGCGAAAAGGAGCAGCUGCAAGCCCUCAAUGACCGCUUCGCGGGCUACAUCGACAAGGUGCGGCAGCUUGAGGCGCACAACCGCAGCCUGGAGGGAGAGGCUGCCGCGCUGCGACAGCAGCAGGCAGGCCGCGCAGCCAUGGGUGAGCUGUACGAGCGCGAGGUGCGCGAGAUGCGCGGCGCAGUGCUGCGCCUGGGCGCGGCGCGGGGCCAGCUGCGCCUUGAGCAGGAGCACCUGCUCGAGGACAUCGCACACGUGCGCCAGCGCCUCGACGACGAGGCCCGGCAGCGCGAAGAGGCUGAGGCUGCGGCGCGCGCACUAGCGCGCUUCGCCCAGGAGGCCGAAGCUGCGAGAGUCGAGCUGCAGAAAAAGGCGCAGGCACUGCAGGAGGAGUGCGGCUACCUGCGACGCCACCACCAGGAGGAGGUGGGCGAGCUGCUCGGUCAGAUCCAGGGUUGCGGCGCCGCGCAGGCGCAGGCGCAGGCCGAGGCGCGCGACGCCCUGAAGUGCGACGUGACGUCGGCGCUGCGUGAGAUCCGCGCGCAACUCGAAGGCCAUGCUGUGCAGAGCACGCUGCAGUCAGAGGAGUGGUUUCGAGUGAGGCUGGACCGACUGUCAGAGGCAGCUAAAGUGAAUACAGAUGCCAUGCGCUCAGCUCAGGAGGAGAUAACUGAGUACCGGCGUCAGCUGCAGGCCAGGACCACAGAGUUGGAGGCUCUGAAAAGCACCAAGGAUUCCCUGGAGAGGCAGCGCUCUGAGCUAGAGGACCGUCAUCAGGCUGACAUUGCAUCCUACCAGGAAGCCAUUCAGCAGCUGGACACUGAGCUGAGGAACACCAAGUGGGAGAUGGCAGCCCAGCUCCGAGAAUACCAGGACCUGCUGAAUGUCAAGAUGGCUCUGGAUAUUGAGAUUGCUGCUUAUAGAAAACUUCUGGAAGGUGAAGAGUGUCGGAUCGGCUUUGGCCCAAGUCCUUUCUCUCUUCCAGAGGCACUCCCGAAAAUUCCCUCCAUAUCCACUCACAUAAAAGUCAAAAGUGAAGAGAAGAUCAAGGUGGUAGAAAAGUCAGAGAAGGAAACUGUGAUUGUGGAGGAACAGACAGAAGAGAUCCAAGUAACUGAAGAAGUGACGGAAGAAGAGGAGAAAGAGGCCAAAGAGGAGGAAGGCAAGGAAGAAAAAGAGGGAGAAGAGGAAGAAGCAGAAGAGGGAAAAGAAGAAGCAGAGUCUCCCUCAGCAGAAGAGGCUGCAUCCCCAGAAAAGGAAACCAAGUCCCCUGUGAAGGAAGAAGCCAAGUCACCAGCUGAGGAAAAGUCCCCAGUGAAAGACGAGGCCAAGUCACCAGCUGAGGCCAAGUCCCCAGCCAAGGAAGAGGCUAAGUCACCAAUCGAGGCCAAGUCUCCAGAGAAGGCCAAGUCCCCCGUGAAAGAUGAAGCAAAAUCACCAGCUGAGGUCAAGUCUCCUGAGAAGGCCAAGUCCCCGGUGAAGGAAGAAGCAAAGUCACCAGCUGAGGCCAAGUCCCCAGUAAAAGAAGAGGCAAAAUCACCAGCUGAGGUCAAGUCUCCUGAGAAGGCCAAGUCCCCAGUGAAGGAAGAAGCGAAGUCCCCAGAGAAAGCCAAGUCCCCAGUGAAGGAAGAAGCAAAGUCCCCAGAGAAAGCCAAGUCCCCAGUGAAGGAAGAAGCAAAGUCCCCAGAGAAGGCCAAGUCCCCAGCGAAGGAAGAAGCAAAGUCCCCAGAGAAGGCCAAGUCCCCAGUGAAGGAAGAAGCAAAGUCCCCAGAGAAGGCCAAGACUCUAGAUGUAAAGUCUCCAGAAGCCAAGACUCCAGUGAAGGAGGAAGCACGGUCCCCACCAGACACCAGAUCCCCUGACAAGGCCAAAAGCCCUGUCAAGGAGGAGGCCAAAUCCCCAGAGAAGGUCAAAUCCCCUGAGAAGGAGGUCCCAAAGAAAGAAGAGGUGAAAUCACCCGUGAAGGAGGAGGAGAAACCCAAAGAGUCCCCAAAGAAGGCAGAAGAGAAGGCUCCAGCCACACCCAAAACUGAGGAGAAGGACAGCAAGAAAGGCGAGGCUCUCAAGAAGGAGGCUCCAAAGCCCGAGGUGGAGGCCAAGAAGGAAGCUGCUGUCGAGAAGCCCAAAGAAUCCAAAGUUGAGGCCAAGAAGGAAGAGACAGAGGAUAAGAAGAAAGCAGCGACCCCGGAGAAGGAGGCUCCUGCCAAGGCGGAGGUGAAGGAAGAAGCUAAACCCAAAGACAAGACUGAGGUACCCAAGAAGGAAGCCGAACCCAGCAAACCAGCAGAGAAGGAACCAGAAAAGCCAAAGAAAGAAGAGGCAGCAGCAGUACCCGAAAAGAAAGACACCAAGGAGGAGAAGGCCGCAGAGGCCAAGAAGCCAGAGGAGAAACCCAAAACGGAGGCCAAGGCCAAGGAGGACGACAAGGGUGUCUCCAAGGAGCCCAGCAAGGAGGCCCCCACACCCAGCAAACCCAAGACGGAAAAGGCUGAAAAAUCCUCUAGCACGGACCAAAAAGACAGCAAGCCUGCAGAGAAGGCCACAGAGGACAAGGCCACCAAGGGGGAAAAGUAAGGCAGUAAGAAAGGAACCCCAGAGCAGCCAAAGAAACUUAGGAGGGUCCCAGAACUCAAGGGUCAGUCUAAUGAAUUUUCAUUUUUUUUCCUCCCUUUUUGUUCUAUAAGAAAAAAAACAUGCUUUGAUGUCGGGCCUUCCUUCACCAAACAGGAUUUUCUGUUAACAAUAUGGUAGCAAGAGAGGGCACUCCCAGUUCCUGACCCCCUCCCCACCCCGUGUCCCAAACCCUCUCCAGGCGAUGGACAACUAUGUUAUGAUAGCUUAUGU
Molecule: messenger RNA, 3120 nt
Organism: Marmota flaviventris (yellow-bellied marmot)
Lineage: Eukaryota; Metazoa; Chordata; Mammalia; Rodentia; Sciuridae
Gene: Nefh
Product: neurofilament heavy chain
Biological process (GO): axon development; intermediate filament bundle assembly
Cellular component (GO): axon; neurofilament
Molecular function (GO): structural constituent of postsynaptic intermediate filament cytoskeleton
Source: RefSeq, a predicted model, not a curated record